Molecule: messenger RNA, 531 nt
Organism: Didymodactylos carnosus
Lineage: Eukaryota; Metazoa; Rotifera; Eurotatoria; Philodinida; Philodinidae
Source: the annotation of a GenBank genome assembly
AUGCUUCGUAUAAUUCUCGUUGUUCUACUUGCUUCGGCCGUACAAGGUUGGCUUCAUCAUCCAUGGUCAAACAGUAAUCAUGAUGGUGGUUCUUUCUGGUCCGGUAGUAGUCCAUCCUUUUCAUUUCCAUCGAUAUUCAACGCAAAUGCCCGUAAUAGCAUUACAUCUGUGACUUCUGGUGAUUAUUUUCCGAGUAUCUUUGCUCAAAUGGGAAAACAAUUUGAUGACAUGUUUCAACGGCUAACACACCAAUUUCAACAGAAUACAAAUGAUGGUUUCACUAACCAGGAUAGUCAAGAUUUGCAUCAAAUUGAACCGAAAUGUAAUUCAACCACAUCGGCAAAUGGCCGCUAUCAAACAACGACGUGUGUUAAAGAAGUUAUGAGAAAUAAUGAAAAGUUAUUACAUAAAGAAGUUAAUAUGACUGAUAUACAAAGUGGACAAAUUAUUGGACACAGUGUUAGUUAUAGUAAAUAUCAAACGUUUGUUAGUAAUACAAAUUCAACGACAGCUGAUACAGACAAAUAUUAG